AUUGAUUUUUUUUCCACAAAGAAGAGAUUUUCUGGCGGUCGAAAUUCAAAAUCGGAGGAAGAAACCAACCAAAAAUGGAGAUGCUCAAGUUGUCAAAAUUCAAAUUGCAGCUUCAGUCAAUGAUCGGAGAAGUGCGAGAUCUGCGUGAAAGGGAGCGAUCAGUCACAGAUCACAUUACUCUUGCGAAUCAGAAACAGAAGCAAACGGAGGAGGACUGCAUCAGGAAAGUGCAGGAGCUUCAAGCUGAUUUAGCUUCUUCUAGAGAAACACAGGAGGCACUCGAGAGAAAGGUGAGUUAUCUUCAGAACGACUAUAGUUUGCUGGAAAACAAGCAGAGUGAAUUGAAGACAACUAUCCAAAAUUUGCUUCAAUCGCGAGAAAGUUUCUUAAAUGCUUACCAGGAGUCGUUUUGUGAAAUGAAGUGUUCAAUUGAAGCCAGGGAUAGGAAGAUUCUCAUGCUACAUGAGAAGAUAACCUCUCAUCUUACGUUGUUUGAUUCAAUUGAAAAAGAGGCAUCAGUAAUUAAAAAGGUCAUACAUGAAGUUCAGGGCCUUGUGGAUAAAAAAGAAGAUGUAGUGACUGGCUUGAAAGAGAAAAUGGACCAUGUCUCUACUUAUGAAAAAGUGUUUAUAGAGAACAUCAGAGCGUUAGAAGAGAAACUUAAAUGCCAUGAAACAGAACUGCAGAGCAAGGAUAAUAUAAUAUCAGAGCUCUCCGCUCAGCUGGAAUCAGAAAAGAGUAAAAAUGAACAUCAACAUCAAGUCGAAGAGCUUCAGAAAACUUUGCAGGUCAAAGAUUUAGCUGUAGAGAACUUAAUUUCUGAAAAAGAGGCAUUGUAUUCUGAAAUGAAGGGUUUGGAGAUGAUUUUACAGCGGAUUCAGGAGUCUGUAUCCCUUAUGACUGAAGAGGAUAGAAAGGUGUUUACAUCAAUACUGACAUUCGAACAAGGUUCCGAUGAGAGAAACAAAAGAUCCAGGUCUAUUAAAUCACUUUUUAAAUUGUUUAUGUCUCUGUACUGAUUGAAGGGGAAAUAGAUUGCAUCCCAAUUGUCUUAAUAUGAUAUACUCUUUAAGGUUGUACUUUGGAAUGAACUAGAUCGGUUUUCUGUCUCAAUUUGAGUAACAAUAUUCCCAAAUCAAUGCUUAUCCCUCUUUGAUUGGCUAACUAGGCACAAUGACACAGUUGACAAAAUGGAGGAACUUCUAUAUGUAGCUCCUGUUAUGCAUUCUCAAGAAAACUCAGGUCUGCUGUUUUCUUUUGCUGUGUUGUUAUUUCCUUCGCGUAGAAGAACUAAAUAUCACCAGAAACAACAUAAAACCAUAACAUCUUCAGUGUAUAAAUCUAUGUAUUUAAUGGAAACAAGGAUUUUCUUCUAAGAGAAUCCCAAGUGAAGGUUUUUAACUGACCUGCUAUGUAAAAGUGAGAAACGUUGAUCAGUUACAACUUCACGCAAACCGGAUUCUCAGUUACUUCUUUUUGCAGUAAAAGUUAUUCCAUCAGCGUCUCCAAGGUGUCAGCACCAAAAAACAGACUGCAGAUCGAUACAAGAUGAUGAUCAUCAACUGGAUUCGGCUGAGUACCUGCAGCAUAACACUGUCAGUGGCCAUUGGCAGAGUACUAAUAACCACAACCACUUUGAGCUUGAGGACAAGUACAAAGAGUUGAUGAACCAGCCUGAUUCAGAGUGCUCAACGAAUCGAGUUUAAGAGUAUUGAAAAACCGACGACAUUGGUUCAGUAAAUAUCACCGGUAAUGCCUUUGAGCUUUUAAGUUUGUUGUUUAUGGUCAUAAUUGUGUUUGUCUCAACUCUUAGGUUAUGAAAAGAAGAUAGCCUUAUGGAAGAGAUAUGUAGAGGCUUAGCUAAAAUAUAACUGGAUCGUUCUAAUGACCAAUUCACGUUUCCAUUAAUAUAGUGUCGGAUAUUUUCAAAGAAACUCAAAGAUAGAAAAUAUUUAGUUCUUGGUUGGUUCGAACCCAAUUUAUGUGUUAAAACCUUUUUUAAAAAUUAACAUUUUUUCUUAGC
This is a messenger RNA of Arabidopsis thaliana (thale cress), 2023 nucleotides long. RefSeq names its product RUN/FYVE domain protein. NCBI's taxonomy places the organism in Eukaryota, Viridiplantae, Streptophyta, Magnoliopsida, Brassicales, Brassicaceae. The record is from RefSeq and is marked reviewed. Bases 75 to 1019 code for a protein of 314 amino acids. The transcript has 12 exons.